This is a messenger RNA of Paramecium tetraurelia, 240 nucleotides long. RefSeq lists its product as uncharacterized. NCBI's taxonomy places the organism in Eukaryota, Ciliophora, Oligohymenophorea, Peniculida, Parameciidae. The transcript has a single exon. The record is from RefSeq and is a predicted model, not a curated record. Gene Ontology annotation, molecular function: nucleic acid binding.
AUGUUCUCUUAAUAACAAUUUCUUUUAAUUUUGGACAAUUCACCUAUUCAUAAAAGCAAAAAAGUUAGGAAGCUUUUGAUUGUAGUUAGGAACAAUUUUUUGCCACCAUAUUCUCCUCAAUUGAAUCCAAUUGAAAAAUUAUGGCAUCUACUCAAAUAGCACAUUUAUAAAAAUAUCACAACUUGCUCAUCAGAAAUGAUAAAUUAAUUCAUUAGUUUUUUGGAAAAUUUAAGGAUAUGA